Saccharomyces mikatae IFO 1815 is the source of this 855-nucleotide messenger RNA. RefSeq names its product Pet8p (gene PET8). Gene Ontology annotation, cellular component: mitochondrial inner membrane. The transcript has a single exon. Bases 1 to 855 code for a protein of 284 amino acids. The record is from RefSeq and is a predicted model, not a curated record. Gene Ontology annotation, molecular function: S-adenosyl-L-methionine transmembrane transporter activity. Lineage: Eukaryota; Fungi; Ascomycota; Saccharomycetes; Saccharomycetales; Saccharomycetaceae.
AUGAAUACUUUCUUUCUUUCCUUGCUAAGUGGCGCCGCCGCUGGUACUUCUACGGACUUGGUAUUUUUCCCCAUAGACACAAUCAAGACCAGAAUUCAAGCUAAGGGUGGAUUCUUUGCUAAUGGGGGGUACAAAGGCAUAUAUCGCGGCUUGGGAAGCGCUGUUGUAGCAUCUGCACCAGGUGCUUCCCUUUUCUUUAUCAGUUAUGACUAUAUGAAAGUGAAAUCAAGACCAUAUAUCAGUAAACUAUGCCCACCGGGAUCCGAGCAAUUGAUUGACACAACAACACACAUGCUCUCUUCUUCUAUUGGUGAAAUUUGUGCAUGUCUUGUCCGUGUUCCUGCAGAAGUCGUUAAACAAAGGACGCAAGUUCAUUCUACAAACUCCUCCUGGCAAACUCUACAGUCAAUUUUACGAAAUGAUAAUAAGGAGGGUUUAAGGAAGAAUCUUUAUAGGGGAUGGUCUACCACCAUCAUGAGAGAAAUACCGUUCACCUGUAUACAAUUUCCCCUAUACGAGUAUCUAAAAAAGACUUGGGCAAGAGCCAAUGACCAAACCAAAGUAGAGCCUUGGAAGGGGGCUAUAUGCGGUUCUAUUGCGGGUGGUAUUGCGGCAGCUACAACAACACCUUUGGAUUUCUUAAAGACUAGAUUGAUGCUUGGCAAAAAAACUUCUUCACUUGGGAGCGUAAUCAUCAAAAUUUAUAGAGAAGAAGGUCCUACAGUAUUUUUCAGUGGAGUGGGGCCUCGGACUAUGUGGAUCAGUGCAGGUGGUGCUAUCUUUCUAGGGAUGUAUGAAACUGUUCAUUCUUUGCUAUCAAAAGGUUUUUCUACGGGAGGAGAAAUGAAAGCGUAA